AUGGCCGACAAUGACUGGGAAGGCGUCACCCGCAUCGGCAGCAAAGUCCGCAGUGGAGGUGGCGCCGCCGUCGACCGUGAGCGUGUCGUCAAAGGCAAGUCUGCCAUAAAUGCCGCCCAGCGAUCAGGCGCCAUUAUUGGCACAGAGAAGAAGUAUGGCGGUACCAAUACUAAAGCCAACAGCGAAGGCCAGCACCUCACAAAAGUCGACCGAUCAGACGAGAUCAUCAAGCCCAAGACCGUGGGGUCCCAGGUCGGCCAGGCCAUCAUCCAAGCCCGCAACUCCAAAGAGCCCAAGAUGACGCAGAAGGAUCUUGCUACCAAGUGCAACACGACCGUGACGGUGGUUCAGGAUAUGGAGAAGGGCUCUGCAACUCCAGACCAGAAGGUGUUGGGCGCCAUGGAGCGCGUGCUGGGCGUCAAGCUGCGUGGCAGCGACAUCGGGCAGCCGAAGUUCCCCAAGAAGAAGUAA
Cyphellophora europaea CBS 101466 is the source of this 471-nucleotide messenger RNA. RefSeq lists its product as uncharacterized. The coding region runs from base 1 to 471 and encodes 156 amino acids. Gene Ontology annotation, cellular component: nucleus. The record is from RefSeq and is a predicted model, not a curated record. The transcript has 2 exons. Gene Ontology annotation, molecular function: DNA binding. NCBI's taxonomy places the organism in Eukaryota, Fungi, Ascomycota, Eurotiomycetes, Chaetothyriales, Cyphellophoraceae.